AUGGACGACAGAAUUAAGCAAGAUAAGCCAGCUGGUGGGGUUAUUCCACACCCUAGCGACCAAUUAACUUUUGAAUCGGAAGAUCAAAUCGUCAUUGCAAUGGACUUCGGCACAACUUUUACUGGCGUUGCGUAUGCAUUUCUUAAUGAUGAGAACCCUCGGGUUGUAGGGGUAGAUAUCUGGCCAGGGCUCACUGAGAGACAACCAAAGAUCCCCACAAUCCUAAGCUACAAUGAAAGUGGUGCAAUGGUUACCUGGGGAGCUCAGGCCCAGCAUGGUCGCAUGAUACGCGGGAUCAAGCUACUACUUGACCCUACACAGGCAAUGCCAUCCUAUGUUCCGGCAUGGAUUUUGAAGCGCAACCUCGAGCGCUUGGGCAGGCCAUCCGUUGACGUAGCCGCUGAUUUCAUUCGAGCCAUUUACGAAUACGUUAUGGGAAUAGCAGCUCGGAAGGCUAGUUUUUAUCCAGUGACUCUCGUCAAAGAGCCUGAAGCGGCUGCGUUGUAUGCACUAACAGAAUUCAAAGAGAGGGGGCUAGCUAAUGGUGACGCAUUCGUGAUUUGCGAUGCUGGUGGUGGCACUGUGGAUCUCAUAUCAUAUGAAAUCGUUCAAUUAGACCCUAGGUUGGAGUUGAAAGAGCUCGUGCCUGGUGCAGGCUUCAUGGCAGGUUCGUUGAAUCUGAACAACAGGUUCGAGGAAAAGGUCAAAGAACUAGUGGGGGAAGCUCAGUUCAAUGAUCCAGAGAAUUCUAGUGGUUUUAGGGCUGCCUUGAAGCAAUUCGAUACUUCCGUCAAACUAGGUUUUCUUGGUAUUGGUGACGAAGUAAACCAUUUGCACUUCCUCGGUGCAAAGCUCAAAGAUGACCAACAGAAGGGGCUUGAAAAUGCGUGCUGGACUAUAAAGAGUGCUGAGUUGAAAGACAUAUUCGACCCUAUAAUUGCAGACAUCAAGACCAAAGUCCACGAGCAGGUGCAGGAGGUCAAGAAGAAGAGACUGUCGGAGAAUCAUCCCAAGGCGGAUAAAGUCAAGGCAAUUUUACUUGUAGGAGGUUUUUGUUCUUCGAAUUACCUCAAAUCUCAACUUGUUCAAGAUCAUCCAGCUAUCCAAGUUAUCCAGCCGCAUGGUGCUUGGUCCGCAAUUGUCAAGGGUGCUGUUCUCACGCGCCUUCCUCAGAAGGUCAUGGUAGUCUCAACACAGGCGACACGACACUAUGGCGUCUCAGCCCAUCAUACCUAUGAUUAUGUAGAAGAUAUUGGUUAUCCCAAAUUUUUGAAUGCGUACGGAAAGUGGAAGACAUCCCGUAUGACUUGGUACAUACAGCGCGGAGAAGAUCUCCAACGACCACAAAAGAUACACUUUUCAUUUUAUCGAGUUCUCCAUAGCUUGUCGGAUGAGACUCUUAUGUUUAAGGAAAACCUUCACCAUUGCGAAUUAGUCAGUGCGCCUGUCCGCCCCGAUCCGACGGUCGCGAUAAAUUGUAGCCUGCAAGUCGAUCUGAGGGGCGUAGAUCGGACGACAAUCAGGAAGAGAAUCGAUAGGUUUGGGGACCAGUGCUGGGAUGUCUAUUUCGAUUUGGUCGUGACAGUUGACUCUGCCAUCAUGAUGUUUUCGCUUGAGUACAACGGCGAGGAAAUGGGUAGUGUUAAGGCCAAGUACGAUUGA
Botrytis fragariae is the source of this 1662-nucleotide messenger RNA. RefSeq names its product putative hsp70 protein. Bases 1 to 1662 code for a protein of 553 amino acids. Lineage: Eukaryota; Fungi; Ascomycota; Leotiomycetes; Helotiales; Sclerotiniaceae. The transcript is spliced from 9 exons. The record is from RefSeq and is a predicted model, not a curated record.